UAUAAUCGACUUUGAAUCUGAUUCUCAAUCCAAAUUUUUUACAUGGGUUUCUGAACUGUAUUGUCUACACAAAAAACACAUAGCAAACAACUAGGAAUGCAUUUUUUUAGACACAUACUAUCUUAGUCAAAAAUUUUUUAAUCUCUCCCCAAAAAAAAACAAUUCAAAGGACUACGUCCCUCCUCUGCCUUCAGUGGUGACUUACGCCCCUGUACGUAACUAAUGCAGAACUUAAAAAUUGAAUAUCUCUGUCCAGGUAAGCCAUCAGUAGCUCAUAUUUUAAAUUUAUUAGUUUCUCAGUGAGUGUGAUCAUUUGUACCCCACAUGAUCGUCCCCGCUACUUAUCAGUACAAACAGUUCUAUUGUAAGAUGUGAAACUCACACAUCUUUUUUUUUCUUCAUUAUAUUGGAUACUGUGAAAGUAAAAAUUCCUUGUUUAGCUAUUUUCUAACGGGCACUAUUUCUCGUUUUCAUUCUUGCUUUUAGCUCGUCAUUUAUUCAUUUUUCUUUAUGUAACAUUUUUGUUAUAUUAAAUAUUGAAUUAAAGGACAAAUAAAGAUGAGAUAUAUCACCAUUAUAUUAAUACUAAUUGUUAAGAUCUGUAGUGGAAGAAGAAGAGUACCGCAAAAGCUUGAUCUUAAAAGUUUCAUGCAUCACUUUCCUCGAAAAUAUAUGUGAAUUUAACAAAACUAAAUACUUCUAGACCUUCUGCCUAGAGUUGUAAGCAAUUUACUAGGAUUAAAGUCUCUAGCAUGACAUAUACCAAAUAUUCAAACUAUGCCAUUUUGACCUAGGAUUUCAUCCAUUAAUAUGUCUAUUUUUAAGGAAAGUUAUCUGAAAAUUUCAGCUCAAUAUAAUAUUGGAUUCGUGAGAUAUUUAAUAAUUCUACAGAAAAUUGAACAUAAUAAAUAUUCUAUAAUCAUGUCUUUUUUACCUCGAUUUAAAAAGUCGUAACAAUUGUAAGGAGAUCAUGCUCAGAAUAUAAGAAAAUUAUGAAGUCAACAUGUUAUAAUACGAGUAUGUGUGCUUCGCUUAAUUCAACAUUAAAAAUGUCUCUUUUGUCUUGAAAAAUGUCCUGCAAAAUAGAGCAUAAUUGAAAAGUUCAUCAUGUGCUUUUCUCUGGUUCGAUUCCAGUCUCGAAAAGUCGAUAUUAAGAACUAUUUUCCUCAAUAUGAAAAGUGAGCAUAGAUAUAUUUAUACGCGAAAGGUAUUUUCUCACUAUUAUUUCAUCAAUAAAGUUCCUUAAUUAUACUUUGCAUAUAUAGUUGUACAUGUGUCAUUUAGUAAGUAAGUUAUUAUUACUGUUUGUAUUAUUUGUAUAUGAAGCAGAAAGCACUUAAUAGUAACUUCUUUGUACCUCCACUUUUAAUUAUCAAUACUGACCUAUUCUAUCGUGAUCCCGUCUUCUCUGUCGAUCAUCCGGACUAUCACUAAUAGAUGGUUUAUUAACUAUCUGUAGUGAUAUUCAUGGACAAUUUUAUGAUUUAGUGAAGUAAAUAAAUAUUAUUUUCGAUUAUAAUAAUUGAAUGUUUAUUUUUCUUGUGGUAGAUUAUUUGAAAUUGGUGGUUCUCCAUCUCAUAUUCGUUAUUUAUUUCUUGAUGAUUAUGUUAUAUUUGUUUUUUUUUGUUUAUUUAGUGCACUUUAUUUAUGGUCAUUGAAAAUUCAUUUUCCUCAAACAUUCUUUUUACUUAGAGGAAAUCACGAAUGUCGACAUUUAACGGAUCAUUUUGCCUUCAAAUAG
Messenger RNA from Rotaria sp. Silwood1, 1741 nucleotides. Lineage: Eukaryota; Metazoa; Rotifera; Eurotatoria; Philodinida; Philodinidae. The record is from the annotation of a GenBank genome assembly.